UUCAAUGCAAUGGUAGGCAUGCAUGAACUUCUGUACAAUGAAUUGCCUACAAAAUUACAACAAUAUUGCGUUUAAAGUGUGAUUGUUUGAUCGUGAAGUAAUAUAUUUCAUUUUGUGUGCAAUUUAAAGAUUGUAGGGUGCAAAAUAAUUGGUUAAUUAACAUGUUUUCUUAGACCACUGACAUUGAUUCUAACCUUUUUGGCAAGUCAUGUAAAGUGAUUCAAAGAUUUUCUAUAUUGGUUCCCUCUAAAGCACCAAUGGACAUGACAUCGUUAGAGGUGGGCUGAAUAAAUCCAACACUUCUGUGAAUAUUAGGUCAUUAUGUUUUCCUUUAUAAAAAGUUUUUUGGCCAGACACAAAAAGAAGUUAUUUGUUCUUGGUAUGUUCGCUGGAGGUGCUGUUUUGGGUACAAGAUAUGCUCAGCGAAGAUUUAUCGAGUGGCAAGAGAAAGAGACUAAAGAAUUCUUGGAACGUACAAGAAAACAGCAUUAUUUUGAGAGUUCAGAGAAAACCUGUAAUCAAACGAUAAUUUUCUUGUCUUCUACUUUGAGAGAAAAUAUCGUAAACCAUGUAAACUGUGAAGCAGUUAUACAACAACUGCGAGAAGGACCAUCGAAUAAGUUAGAUUUGUGGCAAGAACUGAAAAUACUUGUGUUCACCAAAGUGUGUCUACUUGUUUACUCUGGUACUCUGUUGGUGAUCGCUCUUCGUAUCCAGCUGAAUGUUAUCGGUGGAUUCAUCUACUCCAAGUCAACAGCGCCUGGGAGUGAUCCUAAAUUUACAAGUGAUCUGCAAGAAAAAUAUCUGUCGCAGUGUCACUACUUUCUGGAGGAAGGUAUGAAGGAACUGUGUCCGUUGGUGAAAGAGAAAGUGAAUUGUGUGCUUCAAGAUAUAACUCUGAAGCAGAAUAUGACGCUACAACACAUUGAAAACAUGUUUUGGGCAAUUCAAUCUGCUGUCAAUGAUGACCCCCGAGGACCAUUGAAUCGCAUGCCGGAGUUACUGUACGGGAGUGGAUUCGAGCAAGGCGAUACGUUCAUCAAAGGCAUGAUGCUUGAUACAAUCGAGUUGCUUAACAGACCUGAAGUAAAAGAACUUGCAUCUUCUUGCAUCAGUAGAGGGUUUUCCCAUUUAGUUGAUAGAGUAUCUGAAUUUUUCUUGCCAGAUGAUAAGAAUCCCCUUUCUCAAGUUCCUAGCACAACCAAUACAACAAAUGGCCUGGUUAAAUUUGCUCACCCUAACAAUUUUUCUAGGCCUUUUGCAAAAAUCAUUCCCAUUAUUAAUGGUUACGGUAAUAGUAAUAGAACUGAUGGUUCAGAAUCGUGGGUAUCACCUUUCCUUUACAUGGAAGGUGUUAAAACAUUUGGGGCGAAUAUAUUUGAAUCGUACAGUUACUCCUCUCAAUAGUUCCCUUCAAACAGACGUUGAAAUGUAUCUUUAAAGUUGGAGGCUAAAAUAAAAUAGGCCUUAACACAUUAUAACAUUUUCUGAACUCGUGUUGGCACUGUACAAGUGUGACUAUAUUUUUUGCAUUUUAUGUUUGUAAAUAUCACAUGAAUAAUAAAUUCCUUCAAAAGGAAGUAAAUGAAAUAUUAAAAACCCAGAACUAAUGCCAAAUACUUAUUAUCAAUCGGUGAAAUUAGUUUAAUACGACAUGCAAUAUGAGUAUUAAAUGGAACCCGUAUAAUUAUUUCUCUUAUAACAGUAUACUGAACAUAAUAUGUUGGUAAUUUUUAGAUUUUACUUUAAUUUGUGGUCUUGGGUCUAUUUGUUGUAUAGUAUUUAUCACUUAUUAUUUGGUUUUAAAUGUAAAAAACCGUUAUGUUAGUGGAUAACACUGUUCACUAAUACAUUUCUAUUAAAAUUUACAUGUAUGAUUGUCAGUAUUAAGAUCCUAUACAAACAAAGGUUUUAAAGGUUUGAGGAUCAUUUUAGUAUUAGCAUUUUUACUAUAUAACUGGGAUUUGUAUAUUUGUAAAUCUGUUUUUACUGAUUUUUAAAGGUGAUGUUGUUUCAGUAAAAUUGGUAUAAUUGCAUUGUUUACUAGAUAUUUUAUUACCACCUUCAAAACAAGAUACAAUAAAAUAUAAAUAUAUUUUUUUAUCAUACCCCUUAUUUCUUUGAACCCCUUGGGGUUACGAAUGGAUUCAAUUAAUAAUACCCCCGCCGCAGCAAACCUGCAGACUAAGCAAAUUUCCAUUUGCCUGAUUUGAUUUUCAAUAAAUUCUAUUCAAACAACAUUAGGUUUAACGAGUACCUAGGUUUGCUGCCUACAGGGUAAUAAAGUGUGUUUUAUAGUAAAAUAUUAAUAGCUUAGUAUAAAAUAAAUAGAUUGGCCAAGUUUGAUCCAAAUAUAUGCAUAAACAAACUACAACAGUUUACUUAUUCUCCAUAAGAAUAAAAUGGGAUUUACAAAUGUCCGCUCAACAUUACAAUGUCUUUAUUUAUUGUUUACAUAUUGUUC
Molecule: messenger RNA, 2464 nt
Organism: Macrosteles quadrilineatus (aster leafhopper)
Lineage: Eukaryota; Metazoa; Arthropoda; Insecta; Hemiptera; Cicadellidae
Product: peroxisomal biogenesis factor 3-like
Exons: 2
Coding region: 322-1407 (361 amino acids)
Biological process (GO): protein import into peroxisome membrane
Cellular component (GO): peroxisomal membrane
Molecular function (GO): protein-macromolecule adaptor activity
Source: RefSeq, a predicted model, not a curated record